Egretta garzetta (little egret) is the source of this 3839-nucleotide messenger RNA. It is a transcript of the gene MOGAT1, whose product is annotated as monoacylglycerol O-acyltransferase 1. NCBI's taxonomy places the organism in Eukaryota, Metazoa, Chordata, Aves, Pelecaniformes, Ardeidae. The transcript has 6 exons. The record is from RefSeq and is a predicted model, not a curated record. The coding region runs from base 33 to 1037 and encodes 334 amino acids. Gene Ontology annotation, cellular component: endoplasmic reticulum membrane. Gene Ontology annotation, molecular function: diacylglycerol O-acyltransferase activity. Gene Ontology annotation, biological process: triglyceride biosynthetic process; diacylglycerol biosynthetic process.
GUGCCUCCCCGCGCUGCUCUCCCGCUGCCAGCAUGAAGGUCGAGUUUGCCCCCAUCAACAUCCCCCUAAAGAGGAGGAUCCAGACAGUCGCCGUGCUGCAGUGGAUCUUCUCCUUCCUCCUGCUGGCAGAGUUUUGCUGUGGCUUCUUUGUGAUCCUGAUCCUGGGCAACUUCUGGUUCCUCGCUGUUCUGUACCUGCUGUGGCUCUACCUGGACUGGGAAACACCAUGCACGGGGGGCAGACGGUCCCAGUGGGUCAGAAGUUGGACUGUUUGGAAGUACUUUAGGGAGUACUUUCCUAUUCACCUUAUAAAAACUUCAGAUCUGAAUCCAAAUCACAACUACUUACUGGGCUUUCACCCUCAUGGGGUCCUGGUAGCUGGAGCCUUCGGAAACUUUUGCACCGGUCCAAGUUUCAAAAAUUUAUUUCCUGGGCUUACUCCGUAUCUUCAUAUCAUGCCCAUCUGGUUCGGCUGUCCCUUCUUCAGAGAAUACAUAAUGAGUGCUGGAAUGGUUUCCGCAUCCAAGGAGAGCGUCUCGUAUGUGCUGAAUAAGGAAGGCGGCGGCCACGCGUCUGUGAUCGUGAUCGGAGGAGCAGAGGAAUCUCUGAAUGCACAUCCUGGAAGUUUAACUUUGAACAUCCUCAAGAGGAAGGGCUUUAUUAAAAUGGCCUUGAAGCAUGGGGCUCAUCUGGUCCCGGUGUUUUCCUUUGGUGAAAAUGAGCUAUUCAAGCAAGUUGCAAACCCCAAAGGUUCAUGGCUCAGAAACGUACAGGAGAAGAUGCAAAAGAUAAUGGGCUUUGCUUUACCGCUAUUUCAUGCUAGAGGAGUAUUUCAAUAUAGUUUUGGCUUAAUACCUUACAGGCAGCCUAUUCAUACUGUUGUGGGAAGCCCCAUCCCUGUGAAAAAGAACUUGAACCCUACCACUGAAGAGAUUGAACAGCUACAUGCAUUGUAUCUACAGAAACUAAGAAAAUUAUUUGAAGAACACAAAAGAGAUUAUGGGAUCCCGGAGCAUAAAUCUCUCAUCUUUGAGUAGCAAAUUACAAUUUCUAAUUCCAAAUCUCAUGGAUAAAACAGUGUAUGCUGAAAGAUGUCUUUCUUGCAAUCUGUAUUUUGCAAUCUAUAAUUAUCCUUGUGUAAGGAAUAAUUUUAAGAAGGGAUUAUUAGAUGAUUUAUUGAUUUUUAUCUUACUCUUGGGGGAAAAAAAAAAUCCUUAGGGUGUGACCCUCAAAGCCAGUGCUGUUUUGGGUUGUCCUUUUAGGUUCAGCCAUACCAGAAAUGCUAGUGAGAGACUCCAUGCAGGUGUUCUUACCGCCAUGGUACCUAACCAUAGCUUGAGUGGAGGAAACUGCCCCGGCAUGAGAUCACGAGCAGGAAGAGUACAAACCUGAGAAGUCUUUGAUUAAAAGUUGAGAGACUUAGCAGCAUGCAUCAAAUGUGACAUCAGGUUGUUCUCUGAGUAUCAGAAAGGCCUGCUGCUCUUCCGUAGAAGUGAAGGUGUAUGUUUUCCACAGAUGGCUAUUAUAAGCCAUUUACUUCUGAAUUCAAGAAUAAAUAGGAGCUUUCUGCCUUGAUUAGGAUAUCGCAAAAGUGGUUUGUCCGAGUUGUGGAGCAGAGCAAACCCUCUGUUUGGAAGAGAGGAGUGUGUUGAGUUUCCUGUGUGCAGGUAUACACUGGGUGCUGGGAAGCACUGAAUGACUGUUUUGGACAAGCUGUGCUUUGGAUCAUCAGUUUGGAAGAUGAAGCAUCUUUGGUAGUUCCAGCUUCAGAGGAAGUGGCAGGCACGGGGCAGGAGAAUUGUACUGAGGAAGCUAGUGGGGGAAUCAUGUGAACUUUACUUCUUGCAUAAAUUAAAAAUGAUCAUAUGCUAAGCACUUCUGCAGGAAGAAGGGGAGCCCAGUUUGUUCAGUCUAGUUCUGAAAUUUCACCCUGGAAAGCAUACUUGAUAUAUGGCUUUUUCUUCCCCGCUGAUAGGCGUGGGGAAGUAUGUGGAAAGCCGUGCUGCAGUGUCACAUGGCUGUAAUUGCCAAGUCAGUGUGAGCACAGCUCUGGGGUGCAGCAGGUUUGGAGGAUGCUUUGUAUAUAAACCAGGUGCCUAAAUUUGAGAGAAGGUUUAUCCUAAAUGUGGAUAUCCAUUUAAGAAAAUAAAAGAAAAAAACCUCUUAGCCGAACUGUUUUUCAGUUAAAAUGCCUAGGUCUUGGAGAUGAUGGUGUGUGAAGAGAAUUACAGUAUAUUCCUGAAUUCAAUGAGAUAAAUCCUUGUAUUUGUAAAUGCUUUCUCUCUGCACGUGGACUUUGCAGAUCUGGUUUUACUGAAGUGUUUGGUUUGCUUUAAGCAGUUUUGGUGCCUGAAUAUUACAUCACUUAAGUGCUCUGACAGGACAGGCGCAGGCUUGUCAGGCAGCCCGGGGCAUCUGCAGCUGGGUCAGUGCAGCACCGGGGCAGCACUGGCUCCGCAAAGGCACUGGACAUGCUGUGUGCUUGCUGGGCUGGAGUUUCCUUAGGAGAAAUGCAGCUUGCACUUUGGGGAAAAAAUUAAAACUCUGGAAAGAAAAGAUCUUAGCAAGAUGAAGGUGUUUCAAGGAAGAGUAGAAAUAUCUUGACUCCUACGGCGUGGACUCCUAAUGAACCAAAGCCCCAGAGCCGAGUAAGUAUUUGCCAGACAGAGCGGCUAAUCUGAUGUGCUCCAAAAAAACCCUCCAGCAACAAGUUGGUUUCCUUAGGAGGGCCGUACCUUCUACUGCCUGUCUGUCAUUCAGAUGUGACCAGCACUGAGCCAGCAAACCCUGCUCUUGCUUUCUCUAGGAUGGCAGCCGUCUGGUGUUCUGGGAGCCGGGGCUGGAGGUUCCGAUGCCUGAAGAAGUAGCUUCCUCCUCCCUGACAGACUGCUGCCAGUGUGCCCGCAAUUCGCCUCCACUUGAGCUUUCCUGGCGCCACGUGUGCUUGCCCUCCCUUCCCAUGCUUUUGCUGCCUGAUGGUUGCUGUGCUGUAGGCAUCUUAACUUCCUCACUCUCUGUCUGUCUUUCUCUGGGUAAAGAUCUCUGAAGGACUCUGUAUGCAUACAAAAUACGGAGCUGUGGCUUAUCAUUCAGCAGAAGUGGGGUUUAGGAGCAGGGCUUGAGAAGAGGAAGUGUUGCGACUGCACGUUUAACACGAGACUAAGAUCAGGAUUGUUUCAGCUCUUGGAAGGGCCACAUGUCUAGGGGGGUCCAGCACUGCCUGGGAAGAGGGGUCUCAGGUCCUGAGGACUGUAGUAACUCAUGAGCCCUGAGUAGUCAUUUUUGCUCAGCCAGCUGUGUGAAAUUUCCUUCGGAUUUGGGUUUUUUUUUUUUUUUUUUUGCUGCCUGCCCUGGUGAAUACUGCUGAUUAUUCAUGAAAGAAGAAUUUGGAGUCCAUGUUGGACUGUUCUCUCCUAGAUCACCUGCUCUAAUGAGAUAUUUCCUCUCAUUCUCAGUCUGCUCUUUUCCCAUUUCCUUAAUGAUACAGAAGCUCAGGAUGUAAAUUUAAAAGCAUUAGCGCUGGCUUGAGGAUGGGAAGUAACAAGGGAUUGUUGUUGAUCAAAUUAGCCCAAAUUUCUAGGGAAUAUGCGGAUAUUGAUUUGGGGGUAAUAUCUGGCCCAGAGGGUACCCUGCAAACAGGCUUGCCUCUGAAUUCCAUGAGAAAAUAAUAAUGCAUAACUGGCACAGUUAGAACGUGAGAAAAUUAAAAUCUGUAACUGGCACAGUUAGAACAAGUAGGGAUUAUGUUACUCUGACUAUGGAAGUUUUCAUUGCGUUGUAACAUGGGAAGAUGAAGGAAAAAAAGAAAAAAAAUCUCCAAGCUACUUAAAUAUGUUAUU